Molecule: messenger RNA, 1146 nt
Organism: Theobroma cacao (cacao)
Lineage: Eukaryota; Viridiplantae; Streptophyta; Magnoliopsida; Malvales; Malvaceae
Product: gibberellin 3-beta-dioxygenase 1-like
Source: RefSeq, a predicted model, not a curated record
AUGACCACUCUCUCUGAAGUCUACAGAGAACAUGCUAUCCACCUCCGGCAUAUCGUUCCCCUGGACUUCCACUCCGUCCGGACCGUGCCCGACUCGCACGUGUGGCCUAAAUCCGAUGACUUCUCAUCCGAUGACCAGUUAUCGAUCCCAAUCAUUGACCUCAAAGAUCCCCUCGCUGUAAAACUUGCAGGUCAUGCAUGUGAGACAUGGGGUGCGUUCCAAGUUAUUAACCAUGGCAUUCCUUCGAAUCUUGUCGAAGAGGUGGAGUCUGAGGCUCGGCGGCUGUUCUCUCUCCCGGCUCAGCAGAAGAUGAAGGCGUUACGUGAACCGGCAGGCGCCACAGGAUAUGGUCUAGCUCGGAUAUCCCCGUUUUUCCCAAAGUAUAUGUGGCAUGAAGGGUUUACAGUCAUGGGUUCACCGGUUGACCAUGCUAGGGCACUUUGGCCUAAUGACAAUGCACGUUUUUGUGACGUAAUAGAGAGGUAUCAGAAGAAGAUGAAAGUCCUAGCAGAGCAACUCACACAUCUCAUCCUCAAGUCAUUGGACGUUUCCCUAGAAGACCUAAGCUGGGACGUCGGUUCUCCCUCUACCGCUCUUCAGCUGAACUCUUACCCUUCGUGUCCAGACCCGAAUCGAACCAUGGGUCUAGCCCCACACACAGACACAUCCUUCUUAACACUUCUACACCAAAGUUCCAUAAGCGGUCUCCAAAUCUUCAAAGAAGGAGUUGGUUGGCUCUCAGUGCGACCCAUUGCCGGUGCCCUGGUUGUAAAUGUUGGCGAUCUUCUGCAUAUUCUGUCCAACGCUCGAUUCCCUAGUGUCCUUCACCGGGCCGUCGUAAACCGAGAUGGGUGUCACAGGUUGUCAGUGGCUUAUUUCUAUGGAAUACCCACAGAUUGUAAUGUAUCCCCGUUGGCAAAGCUCUUAAAUUCAGGCCAUACUCCUAGAUACCGGUCUGUGACAGUGAAAGAAUAUGUGAUCCUUAAGGCUAAGAAUUUCGAGGAAGCACUUUCUUUGAUUAGAAUUUAAGUUUGUAGGUUUUUAACAUUAGUGGGACAAGCCAGUGUUUGGAUUUUGUGCUUUUAGCUUGGCACGUUGCUAGUUGGCAUUGCUAGUUGUAAUUAAAUAAAAUUAUCCUCCUUUAAA